Lachancea fermentati is the source of this 4542-nucleotide messenger RNA. NCBI's taxonomy places the organism in Eukaryota, Fungi, Ascomycota, Saccharomycetes, Saccharomycetales, Saccharomycetaceae. The record is from the annotation of a GenBank genome assembly.
AUGCCUGUUAUAUACGGGCCACAACCUUUGAAACGGCUAAACACCGAAACGAGGCAUGGGUUUGACGAGCAAUACUCUUCAGAGCAAUAUCUAGAGUCAUUAGAGAAUGAUUUUAUCUUCUACUAUGAUGACAAGAGACACAAGACUAACGGAAAUCCAACUCCUGAUGAUGUUAAGGAAAAAGAUGAAGAGCACUAUUAUCAGCCAAUCUAUGAUUGGAAAAUUAUGAAGGAGAGGCAAAAAACUGUGUCUGCUGCUCUUUUGCUGUGUUUAAAUUUGGGUGUCGAUCCUCCCGAUGUUGUAAAAACACAUCCAUGUGCAAGACUAGAAUCAUGGGUUGACCCGUUAAAUUUUCAAGACUCUAAAAAGGCAAUCGAGCAGAUUGGUAAGAAUCUUCAAUCCCACUACGAAACUCUAUCUCUCAGAACGCGUUAUAAGCAAUCAUUGGAUCCGUGUGUUGAAGAUGUUAAACGUUUUUGUAAUUUUCUGCGGAGAGCAUCCAAAGACGAGCGGAUUCUAUUCCAUUAUAACGGCCAUGGAGUUCCACAACCAACUACUUCGGGUGAAAUGUGGGUAUUCAAUCGUGGUUACACGCAGUAUAUCCCCGUGUCGCUUUAUGAUCUCCAAACUUGGCUAGGAGCUCCCUGUAUUUACGUUUAUGACUGCAACAGUGCAGGAAAUAUUGUUUCGAAUUUUCAAAAAUUCGUUCAGAAGAGAAUCAAGGAUGACCAAGAAGGCAAUCAUGAUAUCGCAGCUCCCUCUCCAACUCAGGCAUACAUGGAUUGUAUCCAGUUAGCGUCGUGUGAGGCCAAUGAGCUCUUACCGAUGAAUCCUGAACUUCCCGCGGAUCUAUUCACUUGCUGUCUCACUUGUCCGAUUGAAAUUAGUGUCGAAAUAUUUCUAAUGCAGUCACCAUUGCGAGAAACAAAAUAUUCUAUGUUAUUUCAGGAUCAAGAUAAAAGAAAGCAUGCUGAAAACGAUAAAUUCGCAUCACGAAUGCCCAACAUAACAAUUCCUGGUAAAUUAUCUGACAGAAGAACCCCACUGGGGGAAUUGAAUUGGAUUUUCACAGCGAUAACUGAUACUAUUGCAUGGACAUCUCUACCUCGUCCUCUAUUUAAGAAACUUUUCAGGCAUGACCUCAUGGUCGCGGCACUAUUCCGAAACUUUUUGCUGGCAAAGAGAAUUAUGCCUUGGUAUAAUUGUCAUCCGGUGUCCGAUCCGCCUCUACCUGACUCAAUCGCCGAGCAUGCGAUGUGGAAGUCAUGGGAUUUGGCUAUUGAUGAAGUUUUGAGUAAUCUUGUCAAAGAUUUGAAAGAUUCGCCAUUAGUUCCUGGUGACUUAGAAGCCCAAAUAAUAUUGCAAGAACAACAGUCCCAUAUUAAAGAAAGCAAUAGUGAUGAUGCUUUAAGAUCCAAAGCGCCAGCUGGAACUCUCAGCACUAUGUCGCUAGUAAAUCAGCAACUGGGUAGCUUAACCCAAAUUUCCCAACAACAAUUGGCACAACAACAACAACAGCAACAACAACAGCAGCAGCAGCAACAGCAGCAGCAGUUUACAGGCUUUUUCGAACAAAACUUGACAGCAUUCGAACUUUGGUUAAAGUAUGGCUCCAAUACGAGGCACCCACCCGAGCAACUGCCGAUUGUGUUGCAAGUACUUUUGUCUCAGGUACAUAGAGUUCGUGCUCUUGUUCUAUUGUCGAGGUUUUUGGAUUUGGGACCUUGGGCAGUCUAUUUGUCGUUGUCGAUCGGUAUUUUCCCUUACGUUUUAAAGCUGCUACAAAGUCCGGCUCAGGAACUUCGACCCAUUCUUGUUUUUAUAUGGGCAAGGAUUAUGUCCAUUGAUUACAAGAACACUCAGGCAGAGCUAAUCAAGGAAAAAGGGUAUUUAUAUUUUGUGAAAAUGUUAGUUCCUGAAUGGGGAAUGGGACUAUCCCCCCAGAUUCAGAGGACUUCCAGUACUGGCGGUGGUUUGACAAUGAAUGUAAAUGCAAGCUUGGGCACACAAAGGUAUCAGCUUUAUCAAUCAUUGCAACCGAAUGCUAAUAUCAAUACCAAUGCAAUUGUUAACAACACUACAGAUGAACAAAAAGCGAUGGCAAUGUUUGUACUCUCCUCCUUCGUGCGCGAUUUUCCUGCCGGUCAGAGGUGUUGCUUCUCCAUUGAUUUGGUCAGCAAGCUAUGCUUUUAUAUAGAAAGUUCUGAGAUUCCCCUGUUACGGCAGUGGUGCAUCAUACUUAUGGGUCAAUUAUACGUCAAGAACCCAUUAAACAAAUUUAUUUGCAUGACAGGGGGUUAUUUGGAUAAGGUCUUCACCUCCCUAAGAGACCCAGUUCCUGAGGUUCGUUGCGCUGCGCUACUAGCGAUUAAAAUGUUCGUGUCUGAUAUCGAUGAACCAGAAUUAGCGUUAACACUGCAGCAGGAUCUUCAACAACAAAUCCAGCAGCUACAAGAACAGUUGCAGUCUUUACAAUCGUCCAGUCAGAUGCAACGUCAACAAGCUCAAAUAGAACAGCAAUUGCAACAGUAUCAACUGUCGCUAAAUCAACUGCGUAAUAUGGACUCAAGACAGCUGAAAAGGGAAGAAAUAAAGAUGACCAUUUCUGCUUUAGCUUUAGUUAAUGAUGGAUCACCUAUGGUUAGAAAAGAGCUCGUGAUUUUUCUUUCGCAGAUCGUCAACCGAUACAUUAAUUUCUUCAUUGUUAUUGCAUUUAAUGAGCUAUGUGACGAAAUUGUCCAACUUGAAGCAUCUAACGCAGAAUCCGGAAAUGCUGAAAUGAAGCAAUCUGUGGCUCACGGAUCGAUAUUCAAUACUGUGUGGAAGGCACUAUUAAUUUUAGCAGAAGAUCCCUAUCUAGAAAACAAGUACCUGGCGCAACAGGUAGUGGAUUCCAUAUUAAUGAAGUUAAGUGAUCAUGAACAGUUAAAUGAAGUUGUUUUGGCGAUGGAGCAGUAUCUCAUAAAGCAUACAGCAACCAGUUCAAUAACACCUAAUUCACUAACUUCUGCUGCUACUCUCCCCGCACUCAAAAGGCCAUUAAGUCUCUCUAAUAAUAAUAAGGAUGAAGAUUCAACACAGAGGGUUCCCGAAAAAUCAAAUGCUUCAAGAAGGUCGAUAUCUCUCAGCGGUUUAUUGAAAACGCUUGGAUUUGAAAGCGGUUCCGAAGAUGACUCCCAAAAGUCUUCAACAUCCCGUGGAUAUAAAGCACAGAGCAUGUACCUAUUGAGCGUUCCACAUGGAGUUGCGCCAACGGCUGUAACACCUCGUUUUAGGAAGCAUAAAGGUACUAUUGAGCUUCCUUUAAAAAGUUCAUUUUUGGAUUACUCUCGUGAAUACUUCCAGGAACCUCAGAUGAAGAGACAGGAAGCUGAUGAGCCAGGUAGUCUUGAAUACACUGCAAGAGUUUGGAGAAGGAAUCGUAACGAAGGUAUCAUUCAAAAAACACAAGCGGAAAAGAAGCUGUCCUUGUAUGGCGACUGGUCACAUAGCAUUGCAACUUUGGAUAAUAAAACGCAACCUAAGAUCUUACGAUUUUCACAAUUUGAAAACUAUAUUGUAUCAGCGGAUGAUAGAGAUACCAUUACAGUCUUUGAUUGGGCAGAGAAGUCCAAGCUCUGUCUCUUUUCCAAUGGAAACCCGUUCGGAACUAAAAUAACAGAUAUGAAGUUUUUGAAUGAAGAUGAUACACCUCUGUUGUUAGCAGGAUCUUCAGAUGGUAUUGUUAAGAUCUAUCGUGAUUUUCAUGACGUAGACGCUUUGGAAUUAGUGUCAUCGUGGCGGGGAUUGACCGAUUUGCUAUUAACUCCACGAUCUACUGGUUUACUGACUGAGUGGCAACAAAGCAGAGGUUCGCUUUUAGUUACAGGAGAUGUCAAAAUUAUUCGAGUUUGGGAUGCUCUGACGGAAAGUAUUGAAGUCGAUAUUCCUGCUAAAUCUUCAUCACUAAUCACAUCCCUGACAUCGGACCAACUCUCAGGAAAUAUAUUCGUAGCUGGUUUUUCUGAUGGUUCAAUACGAACCUAUGACCGCAGAAUGGACCCCCGCGAUUCAAUGAUCCGUCUCUGGAGAACAGCAGGUGGUAAGCAGAGCUCAUGGAUAACUAAUGUUCACCUGCAAAGAGGCGGAUAUAGAGAACUUAUUAGUGGGACCGGUAAUGGUAUUGUUGAACUAUGGGAUAUAAGACAUCAAGAUCCUCUCUUGUCAUUCCAAGAUGAGGGCGAUCAGAACUCCGGGAAUAAACGGUUGACAACCAUGACUUCUUUGCAAGCGCAUGAACAUGCGCCAGUAAUUGCAACCGGAACCAAACAGAUCAAAAUAUGGACCACAUCUGGCGAUCUGCUCACGGCAUUCCGUAACAAUGUACAUGGUAUGGCCGGAACUCUUGCGACUGGGAUAGGUGCUUCUAGAGUUUCUGGUUCAUUUGUGUCUGCAAUGGCAUUUCAUCCUCAUAGGAUGAUUUUGGGGGCAACUAACUCUCAUAGUUCUCACAUUAAUAUUUAUGAGUGUCAUGAUAACAAGACGGAAUACUUUUACUAUUAG